Spirometra erinaceieuropaei is the source of this 10092-nucleotide messenger RNA. The record is from the annotation of a GenBank genome assembly. Lineage: Eukaryota; Metazoa; Platyhelminthes; Cestoda; Diphyllobothriidea; Diphyllobothriidae.
AUGGAUGCCUACCGUGACGAAUGCACUGGGAUCGGUAUCGCCUACAGGACGGACGGCCACCUACUCAAUCAGCGGCUGAUGUACUUUCAAUCGCGUAUUUCUCUUCGCCGACGACUGCGCUCUCAACGCCACCUCGGUAGGUGUCAUGCAGAUCAGCAUGGAUCGGGAGAAAUUUAUUAGAGGUCUGACAAUUCGUCUACCCAUCCUCAAAGACUGGGAAGCGAUUUGCACAGCUCUCCUUAUAGGGGGCAUUUUGUUUGUUGCCUGGUCUGCCAAUGCCGCCUGUGUGACUGCAUUCGUCCCGCAUGUCACCGUGACCUAAAUCGUCCCCGCCCUCGUCGGCCGCGAUGAUGGUUUCCGCGCGAGGCUUCCCACUAGUCUCACGAUAGCUCGAAGCCAAUCAACAUUGCCCAUUCUCUGAUUGUCUGUUGAACGCUAACCGGGACAGAGCCCCAGUAAACAAACCCCCGCCACCGCUACUGCAUGCCUAUGAUAAUUAACCGCCCACCCGCUUAAUCGACGAUUGUUGCCCGCUGGUGCGCUAAUUGCCUAUUACCCGGCAUGCAAGCUGUUAAUUGCUGAAAUAUUAUUAGUCGUGUUGGAUGCUGGCGUAAUGAUUGCUCCGCCAGCUGGCUCACCGGCCUGCGGGCAGGGCGCUCAAGCAUGCACAAGGAUUGCAUCGCUCGCCAUGAUCUGAUGCCGUCUCUGAUAUGAACCUGAAAUGUCAGUCGGACAAUGUUCGCAUUUCCUCGGUUGCGUCUCCUCCGCCUUCCUGAAAUAAAAUAUUUAAACACAUGAUUGGACCUUGGCCUUCAAAUAUUAUUUCUCAUGGAGAGGUGGUAGGAAGUAGAGAGCAUGUAUGUACAGGGACAGACACAACCGGUCUUUGCUCUGCACUGAUCCAGCCAACUGCCCAGACUGACGACCAGUAGAACGGGCUGACGCAGGCACAAAAGCUCGCCUCAACCGCUGACUGUCAUACCACACAACAUCCCCGCCGCCACCGCCACGGUCACCGUCUCAGAACAUGUUAGUUAUCACUUACUAGCUGGUCCCCGCCACGGGUUGCUGUGGCUCAGUCUGAUUAAAUCUAAAAGAAAGAAAAGACGAAGGGAACGCGUUUAUAAUAUGUUUAAUUUCACAAUGCUUGUGGGUAUACAAUAUUUUUUUGCCUCUGCUUUGUCUGUGCAGACACAAAGAUUGUCUGGUUUGCGUACUCGGGAGCACGCAACGUAUAAUUGGCCAUGUGAGAAAUAAUCAGUUGGCAGAUCCAAACCGCACAAUUCUAAAGAUUAGCCCUGAGCUUUGUUUGAUGGUGAUUACAAACGCCAAUCGAAUCGGUAAUUGCAGUCUCCCCUACUGAAAUAGCGUAUAGGUUGGAAUUAGUGGAAUGCGAGGAAUAAGGAAAUGUUCACAUUUGGAAGGCCCUCUCAACAUAUUCGCUUCUGCGACGUUGCUGCAUUAAUCUUUUUACUGUAAGCCGCGUGCCGUUUCAAACCUUCGGCUAGUUGACAUUACGUAAGAUGACAAUCGGUACGCCGAUUUUCAAUUGCAGUACGUGCGGCGACAUUCCUGGCAGAUCCAGCGAAUUCAAAAUUUCCGUUGGAUAACUAACUGCCUCCUCUGCUUCCACAACAGUGUCGACGGACGUGCAUGUGAUUGCCUCGCUUUAAAUCCUAGACUGAAUAACGUGGUUAAAAUGGUACGCAUCUUUGUUCUCGGCUGCAAGAAUAGCUCGUUCGCUCAGCCAAUCGUGAUUCGUAUAAUUGGUUUGAAUAUUGGGAAAUACCUUGUCAACUAACUCUUCUUUCGACAACACUAAACUGCCGAAGAUAAGAGGUAGUGAAAUGCGUCCCGAAGUCGGAUCAACCGGCACCGCUCCGUUCCCAAUUGUCAGCAAUUUGUGUGAGGAUAUUUCAGCUGAUCGGUCGGUUUGCAGCUGGACACGCAUAUUUGUAGUUAACGUCUGGACGUGGCGCCACAAAGUACGAGGUUUUCAGGCAGGCCUUUAUUUCGUCCGCUGGUGUCGGUCCAUGAAUUACAGGCAGUGUUUGCCUGAAGUCUCCUGCAAACAGUAGCAGCACAUCCCCAAGUGGUUUGCUGUUUCCGCGCAAAUCUUGCAGUGUUCGACCAUGGGCCUCGAGCCAUAGUGCAUUUAACUCAAACACUAAGUUUACAUUUCUGCGGUACUUUUCCGUGCUGAAUGCCUCGGAAAUGUUGUAGGUGGGAGUUUCAAUUAAUUGCACCUUCAACGGCAAUUUCAAAGCGGAAUGGGCAAUCCUUCCGCCGGGUAGCAGGGUUGUAGCUAUUCCGGUGAAGACAAGUGCUAAGGCUAUGUCAUUUUUGGAUCAUAUUGCUGUCAAAAUCAGUCUUAGUAGGAACAUUUUCCCAGUCCCCCCCUGGCGCAUCUCCGAAGAAGAUUCCUUCAACCUCGUUAUAGACAGUUGGCAUUAUUUGCUCGUAAAUGCCAUUCUGCUCCAGUGUUGGCUUAGGAGAGUUUGGUUGCAGAUGCGACAGAAGACCCACCGUGUUGCAGUUUUGCCCACGCCGCAAAUCCAUGUCUAACGAAGCAGCAGCAGCAGAUCGGUUUGGUGAUGGCUUUCCCAGUUGAUUGAGAACUCUGUUCACGAUUUCUACGUACAUAUUCUCAAUUAUUAUGAACGCCUCGUUGUAGAUUUCUGCCGUGAAAUCCACAUUUGAAUUUUCCAUGCGUAGUCGGCGGAAGGUAUCUUCAGUUACCUUCAGGCCUACACAGCUAUAUUUCUAUCCAAAUGAGUAAUAAUAAAAAGUGGUCGAUUAGGCGUUAUUCUGUAGCUGGGGUUGGGUGAAACGAAAAACAAUAUUGCCCUCAGUGUCAGGUGGGGGAGGGGGAGGGUGGACACUGGGACGGGUGAUUAAAUGCGGGUGGCUGGCUUGGUGAAUUAGGCCUAUGGUCUUGCCUGUAUGAAGUUCUCUGCGCGCAUAGAACUUGUUUGCGCAACCUGAUUGUAACCGUCUCCACUGUUGCCAACAGACGCUGUUCAAGUUAUUUUAGAUAGCUUGACGGGACAUUGUAAAUCACCCAGAAGACCUGCCCGGCAUCUACACAGUGUUCCGCGUCUGUCAUGUGCGCGAGGAUAGAGCUGUUAACGUUCUUUAUUUGGCCUUUUCCUAACCGUGCUGGAAGGUGCUCUCUUAUUCUCUUUGAAAAACGCCACUGUAACCACUUGAGCUACGAGGUCCCGCCGGAAGACACGUGGGUACGAAUCCCACCGAGGUGCCGAGUUUUUCACAGUUGGGUCAAUAUGGAUUAUUCAAAAUCUGCCAAAAUAUCUAUGAAUUAUGUGAGCCUGAUAGUCAUCUGGUGGAUUCUAGGUGAAUUACUUAGGAAAUCCUGCUUGGGCAGUCAACUUACUGUAUCAGAUUUGGUGGAUUCCAGACGUUGCAGUGAUUAAACUCGCGUCGUCCGGCGGGGCCUCGUAGCUCAAGUGGUUAGAGCGUUGGCUGUACUAAAGCCUUCCCCUUAUUGCGUGGGUUCGAAUCCCACCGAGGCGCCGAGUUUUCACAGUUGGGUCUAUAUCAAUAACACUAAAAUUAAUGAUGAUAAUAAUAAUAAUUGCUAGGAGAUGGAGCAUGCAUUUUUUAUAGUGCCCUUUGCCAGUUAACCGCACAAUGGAAUGGUUGUACGCAGAAGUACGAACAUGGAAAUGAAGGAGGUGUUGAUUGCUGUGGAAACAGAAGACUGAGACAGAGAAUUGGUUGAGCAGCCCUUACUGUGACAGGGGACUGCAGACGCGACUGAGAAGACAGUGGCGACAAUUGUUUCAGCAAGGCGAGACCCAACCUUUGGAGGUGCGUCGAGGGCGGUGCGUGCGUGCGUGCGUGCCUGCGCACAUGACCUUUGUCCGCCUACAAUCCAGAUCAGCGAAUGACACAACGCCGAUUGGCGUCAAGCCGUCUCCACGACGUGGCCAUGUCACGUGCGUUGCAAUCAGCAUCCAAUUGGCAGGAGGUGUUAGUUAGGCUGCCAGAGGGGGCGUCAUGAGAGAAUAACCAGACUGACGACCAGUAGAACGGGCUGCCACAGGCACAAAAGCUCGCCUCAACCGCUGACUGUCGUACCACACAACUUCCCGCGGCCACCGUCACCGUCUCAGGACAUGUUAGUUAUCAGUUAAACGGUCUUCUUACUCAAUGCAGGUAUGGGUCGGACGAAUGGCAUUAAAUAGAAGCAACUGGUUGAGCGCAAGCCAGAUGCCAGGGACUGCCUCAAAUCCCACCUUUCGCCUCGACCAAUCGUAGCCCUAGGCGGCAGCCCAGUCAGCCGGGAUGACUCGCAAACCACAUCUUCUUUCAGGUGCAUCUGGGACGUCAGUAAAAUCGGCAUCUCAACUCCUCACUAAUUCCUGCGAGCAAAAGUGGAGCUUCACGGGGCGAUACUGUUCGUCGACGUGACACUGUUCUUUGCACCCAUCUCACCGGAUUUGGUGUACAAGGCUAUGCGUUGCGUCUUGCAUUGAAGUAUGGUAAAUCACGGGCAUGUCUUUACUGAUAUUGUCAUCAAUAUAUUUUCUGCCCCACAGAAGCAGGUGAGGGAGUUAAUACAUACAGAGGUUGUCUGGCCUGACAGUUUGUCCUUGUCCUCUCCGUAUAUGAUGGAACUAGUAGAGAAGAGUACAGCGGCGUCAACUGCCGUGAAGGUGUGUGAUAUAGAUUGAGUUAGGCGCCUUGUUAAAAGUUCACUUGGCGCGUCCCCUUGAAACGGCACCCUGAGGAAAAGCUUAUUUUUGUCUGCCGUCAGCCUCGAGGGCUUUGGUAGUCUUUCGGUCAUGUACUUAGCAAUGAAUCCACCGAGGUACCCGUUCCGGCGAAGGCGAUUUUCAACAAUAUUUAGUUCCACCUCAAUGCUAUCAGCUGAUCAGAUCCUCCUUACCCUUUGUGUCAAGCAGCGGACUAAAUUGCGCUUCAUGUUUAACGGUACGAAGCUCCUAAAAUUGGUGUAUUGUCCGGACCACGUCUUCUUACGAUAGACACUACGUUUAAUACUACCAGCGGGCCUUCUGCUCAAAAGCACAUACAGAAAGGGGAGCGAUCUGGACUGUUUUCCUUCAAGCGUGAAUCUGAUUGAUGGGUGCGCCUGAUUGAUGUCGUCCGGCGGGACACAAACGUCGUUUUGUUUAGGUGCAAUUGCGAAUAUAUCAUCCACAUAGCGUUCAUAAUAUCUCAGACCAUCGAUCUGGCGACGAAGUUCGAAAGCUUCUAGCUUGCCCAUAAACAUAUUCGCCAAAAGCGGACCAAGGGUUAUGCCUCUAGCUACCCCGUCGAUUUGUCUAUACAGAUUGUUGUCAAAUAGAAGCCGUACUUUGAAGGUACAUCUCAGUAGCAAUUCUUUGAGAGCAUUCACCGGCAUUCCUAUAUCAUGAUUAUUGGAGGCAAGGGCUUCACAGAGGUAGUUGACGAUUUCUGUGACCGGUACGUUCGUACAAAGAGACGAGACGUCCAGCGAAAUCAUAACAUUUCAGUUAAGGUUGAGAUUUUUCAUGCCGUUAAGGAAUUCAUAGGUAUACCGAAAGCUAUGUGAUGCUAGCCGGUAUUGUAUGGGCUUUAGUUUCUCCGCUAGCCAAAUCGCUAUAGCAUGGCGCGUCGAGUUUCUCAUGUCUAGAAUCGGUGUACCAUGUAUGUGGAUCUCUGGCGAGCCAUAUAACUGAGCUAUAUGCGUGCCGACAGGCGGGAGACGCUCUAGGUCGUAUUCGCUAAUGAAACCAUUCGUUUGAAGUCUUUUCAAACAGUCGGUCGGCAGAGUUUCAACCUCAUCUGUUCGAUCAUUUUGGUUUUCUGCCUUUCGGAAAUGUUCCUGGUCCGACAGGAUUGACUGUAUUUUGCAAUGUAGUCGGCUCUGUCCAUCAAAACAACAUCAGUUUUCUUAUCUUUGCCCUGUCGAAGUUGCUUUAACUCCUCAAUAUGUGACUGCGUCAGCAUGCCUCGAUAUUUCGGGACAGGAAUCGCUCACGCCUGUGUGAUGCAUGUUCAUUCACACAACCCGAUGCUUUACCAGAUCGCGUCAGCGAACGCAUAGACGGACUGUUUGCAGCUUUGUCCACCAUUGCACCCGAUCCCACCUCCGGUCAUCUGGACAUUGUCUUUCCAUCGGAGCCAGGUGGGUGUGGGAGGGAGGGAGUGGGGUAGAUGUUGCGCAGGUCUGCCUCACAAUAAACUGAUUCACGCGAACCCCGCCAGUGCUGCCUUCAGUCUGUGUGGCACACGGUGGAGUUCGCCAAUGGCUGCGAUUUUCCUAACUAGUCCGCAGGUCGCCCGAGACUCUGAAACUACAGCUCGGCCUAUAUGAGCCAAAAAGUGUCUCCGAGGAUGAUCCACAAACAGAACUAUUGUCAAUGACUGAAGGGACUGGCGGUGGAUUGCUGUCCGUUGUGAAUAUUGACGUGGCUGCAGUUGUUUGACUUUGGCAUAAACUGCAUUCUUCCGUACAGGUUUCGUGUACACAGUCAAUUGCGAGCAUGAGCUAACAGUUAGUUAUCGCGCAGUCUCGUAGGGGCACAUUCAAAUAACCGAACCAGCCGAUGAGGCUGACGGAGUAGCGACAGGCAGGGGGAGUGGACGUAGACUGAUGGCUAAGAUGAUGGGACGUCUCUGUUUUACGUGCGACACACAUAGGAAGGUGUGUGAAGAAUGCUUGAUAGUGUGCACUGGUGGACGGAGAGGACAAAUGGGAGAAGAUUAAAGUACGCAGAGUGACUUGCAAACACGCCGGAAAAUCCUGCUGGGAUUCAGAACGGGCUUGCCGCAUAUUAGGGGCUUAUUUGAAGGUUCAUCUUAUCAAAAUUCCAAAGGAGUCCAGGUCAACAUGAAGAACCAGCGUAUAUGACCGGCAACAGACACGCUGAGAUAUCACAUUUGGCCUUGAUUUUAGGCAACAAGCCAUCAUGAUGCGGCGUAGUCGUGCUGAAAAAUACUUGGCAUUCGGGAUAUAUGCUUUGUCUAGUCUCCUCCAGACCAAUGUGAGACAUGGCAAGACGAUGAUUGUUAUAAUAGGAGCAUAUUGAGAAUCCAGCGAUGUGCGUAGAUGUGAUGCACAUCUUAUUCCGGAGUUGUCUAGGUCAGUGCAGAGCAAAGGCAGGUUGUGGCUGUCCCUCUACGUACACGCUCGCUGCUUCCUCCCACCUCACUUUGAGAAGAUAUAUUUAAAAGCCGAGGUCCAAUCAUGUGUUUAAAUAUUUUAUUUCAGGAAGGCGGAGGAGACGCAACCGUGGAAAUACGAAUUGACCUUUCAGGUUCACAUCAGAGACAGCAUCAGAUCAUGGCGAAUGAUGCAAUCCUUGUGCAUGCUUUCACUCCCUGCCCGCAGGCCGGUGAGCCAGAUGGCCGAGCAAUCAUCCCGCCAGCAUGAAACACGAGUGAUGAGAUUUCAGCAAUUGACAACUUGCAUGCAGUCCAUGAAGCAAUUAGCGCACCAGCGGGCAACAAUCCUCGAUGAGGGGGGGGAGGGCGAUUAAUUAUCAUUGGCAUGCAGUGGCAUAGCGACUGCACCCUAUAAAUACUGAAACCUCCCGUGCACGAAUCACCCGUUUCUGCUACUGCCUCUGAUGAUGGCUUCGAGGGAGAAUCCGAAGCGUCGGGCGAAUAAGUCUCUUAUUCCAGCGAUCGCUUCUACUUCUUAUCAAAUGACACAACGCCGAUUGGCGUCAAGUCGUCUCCACAACGUAGCCAUGUCACGUGCGUUGCAAAUGGCAGGAGGUGUCAGGCUGACAGAAGGCGUCGUGAGAGAAUAACACACUGUCGACCAGGAGAACGGACUGCCACAGGCAAACAAGCUCGCCUUAAGCGCUGACUGUACUACCACACAACAUCCCAGCCACCGCCACCGUCGCAGGGCAGGUUAGUUAUCUUUUUUUUCUACUCUUCAUUCACAUGGGAAUUUUCUUAUAUUUACAUCUGUCGGCCUAUUUCGCGAAUUAUAUACAUUCAUUUUCCCCUCUUUGUUUAUCUGAAGUACAAUAAUGAGGUCAUCGUUGCUCUUUAAAUUUCCUUAGAAAUUAACUGCAAACCUGGAGUACAUCUGCAUCCUUAAGGUCUAUCGGCUCAGCCCAAAGUCUGUAUGUAUGAAUAUUUCGGCCGAAGUCCAUCAGCCAUGUCGGUAUACUACGCUGGCAUACUUCUUAUCUGCUGGUCACCUCAGUGAUUGACCGAUAUCAUGAAAUAUUGGCGUAAAUACUUCGAAUGGGAAGAAUUACUUGGGUGGGAUUGUAACAUUGAUUAUCAUUCAGCAUAACGCUAUUUAAUUUCGUACUCGACGGAAUGUCGCCAUUUUAAAGCACUUGCUUACAAUCUGCUGAAGAAACCACGCUGGUUGAAAAAUGACUACAUGGUUAAUAUGAAUUUUUUACAUCAAUUUUCGCUGACAAAAUAAAUUUAAAUACAUUAUAUAGAAAAGGCGCAAAAAUAUGCUUUCUUUUAGUAGUUUGGUAGAAGGUCACAUCCUCUUUACAUUUUAUACCCCAAGCAAUUUUAUCCUUCGGUUUUAACAAAGUUUUGCAUUACGAGAUUUCUAAGACCGUACGAUGUCCAUACAUACAGCAUGGCACAUAUCAGUUUCACAGUGCCCCUCAUGAAAUGUACAACAUAGUCCACAUCGAUUGCAGAAUUUCAUGAAAUCCAUAUAGUAUCUUCUUAAAGGCAUAGAGGAGUAUGUGAUUUUCCUUACACGGAAAGCGUACACCUUGUAGACUGCAAACGACUAGCGCUAAUGCAGUGGCAGAUCAGGCUCGAAAUGAUUCGGGAAUUGGGAAACAUUUUCAAAACUGAAAUACACACUUUCGGGUAAAAAAUGUGAGCACAAUGUGGUUACCGAUGAAACGUGUAAAUGGUACAUAUUUUGUGCACUUAUUCUACAAAAGAUAUUUGAAUUUAUCGGCACAGACGAAAUUUAAUGUGAAAAAUGCAUGCAGAAUAAGUGAUCAUUUUUGCAGAUUGUGGUUUCUGCAUGAGGUCGAAAAGGAGUGCAUUGAAAAGGCGACAUCCUGACGAGUCCGAAAUACUAUAGCGUUAUGCCGUAUGAUAAUCGAUGUUACAACCCCACCUAAGUAAUACUUCCUAACCCAAAAUUCCAUUCAGAUUUUGGAUCAAAAUUUCAUGUGACCGGUCACGAGCUGUAUCUGCUUUGCAUGCCCCAUUUUUAUCCACUGUGAAUAGAGGCCUAUUUGCUGAAAAUUUUGGAAUGACACUUGCGAAAUGAGAUCUAUCGCGCUGGCUCUCUCCCUCUCCCUCUCUCUAACACAGGCGAAAGAACGAAUGAUGUUAUAUAAAUGCGACUGACAAGCAGAGAAAGCCUCGAUUAUGCCGGCUAGAUCAGGCAUGAUCGCAGCCGUACCAUGGAUAAGAAGAAGAGGAAGACAUGAGGGUCAGCCCUACACACUUCCUGUCAAGCUGGGUCACACGAAAUCUAUAGAUCUCAGACCUCAAUUAAAUCACCAUGAAAAUAUCAGACUGAGCCCCGAAGACGAGACUGAACCUUUACGAGAUCGUGCUAUAUUUGGACACAAGAUUGCAUUUUUCAUCAACCGCGACCGACCUGGUACGCGAACCUACGAGAAGAGACCUGCAUUGGAGUAGGACAAAAUACAGAGCCCUCUUAAUAUUGAGCAAUUCUUCAUUGAUAUUGCAUCCACAGUUAAAUAGUGUUACAAGUCGAUUCGCCCUGUCUUUCUGGACUAAUUGCACAUGUAUCUGCAUUUAUGCUGUACCAGAUAAUAUAGGGCAUUUUGCAAUUUUAAAAAUCCAACUGCAUCUUCUCCUAUCGGAAUCAUUGUAGAGCGUGCAUGUUCAAUCUCCAUGGACUUGGUGGAUGCUGAGGACUGCUCGUCUCCUCCCUCCUUCCGAAUCGGCCUCAGCAGGGCUCGCCGCAAAAAUCAAAUGUUUGGUACCUACGAGGAGGCAGUUUCCGUCAGCAUCCGCGAUCUGCGCCAGGCGCCUACGAGUCAACAAUAUCCUGCUCAUUCCCUCCCUCCCAUCCUCGUCUCCGCCAUCACUGAUUGCGACGUCUUGAGAGAAAUGCUUGCUCUCCAUGGCGGCUUCGUUUUGCGUGUAUAUACAAACUGA